Dunckerocampus dactyliophorus (ringed pipefish) is the source of this 4284-nucleotide messenger RNA. It is a transcript of the gene rab40c, whose product is annotated as RAB40c, member RAS oncogene family. The record is from RefSeq and is a predicted model, not a curated record. Gene Ontology annotation, molecular function: GTP binding; GTPase activity. The transcript is spliced from 7 exons. Bases 310 to 1149 code for a protein of 279 amino acids. Gene Ontology annotation, cellular component: plasma membrane; endosome; synaptic vesicle. Gene Ontology annotation, biological process: protein localization to plasma membrane; intracellular signal transduction. NCBI's taxonomy places the organism in Eukaryota, Metazoa, Chordata, Actinopteri, Syngnathiformes, Syngnathidae.
CGGGAGAAGGCAACAGUGAUCUGUCAGGCGGCGGCGGAGGCUUUACUGUUGUCGGCUCCUCUUCCACCACACCAUGCCUCGGAGGAACGGACAGAUAUGGACGUCGCGGACUGACACGGCGGAUCACACGAAGAGGUUCGGACUGGAUCUAUAAAUCCCCGUGGCGUUUUUCCUCCGGGACGAUUCCUUGGAUGUAACGCAGGCGAAGUUCCAGUCGUCUUUGUACCCGGGCGAGAGGACGACAAGGCGGCCUCGAAUCGCGCAGACGCCGCUGGAAGUUGAGCUCACCAGGGCUCCCUGUGAGAGGCCAUGGGCAGUCAGGGCAGCCCGGUGAAGAGCUACGACUACCUCCUCAAGUUCCUUCUGGUGGGGGACAGCGACGUUGGCAAAGGGGAGAUCCUGGACAGCCUCCAGGACGGCUCGGCUGAGUCCCCGUACGCUUACAGCAGCGGCAUCGACUAUAAGACCACCACCAUUCUUCUGGAUGGGAGGAGGGUGAAGCUGGAGCUUUGGGACACUUCAGGACAGGGGAGGUUCUGCACCAUCUUUCGCUCGUACUCCCGCGGGGCUCAGGGCAUCCUGCUUGUGUACGACAUCACCAACCGCUGGUCGUUUGACGGCAUCGACAGGUGGAUACGAGAGAUUGACGAACAUGCCCCCGGCGUGCCUCGCAUCCUGGUGGGAAACCGGCUGCACCUGGCCUUCAAGCGGCAGGUGCCCACCGAGCAGGCGCGGGCCUACGCCGAGAAGAAUGGCAUGACCUUCUUCGAAGUGAGCCCGCUGUGCAACUUCAACGUCAUCGAGUCCUUCACGGAGCUGUCGCGCAUCGUCCUGAUGAGACACGGCAUGGAGAAGUUCUGGCGGCCCAACCGAGUCUUCAGCCUUCAGGACCUCUGCUGCCGAGCCAUCGUGUCGUGCACGCCGGUCCACCUCAUCGAUAAGCUUCCACUUCCCGUGGCCAUCAAGUCUCACCUCAAGUCCUUCUCCAUGGCCAACGGCAUGAACGCCGUGAUGAUGCAUGGACGCUCCUACUCGCUGGCCAACCCGGCCGGUGGCUCCAAGGGCAACAGCCUGAAGCGGUCCAAGUCCAUCCGCCCACCCCAGAGCCCCCCGCAGAACUGCACCCGCAACAACUGCAAGAUCUCCUAAGUUUAAUUUUCCCCUCCGGACGAUGACGAGACCGCGCGGCGUUUGCCAGGAUGCACGAGGGUGUGACACGGGGGGAAGCAGUGCAUCCCUCCAACCUGACGGGCUGGAGAGCAGGAACGGGAUGAAUGAUGUGCUACUCUCUCGACGAGCCAGAACACGCUAGAACCUUUCAGAUACUUGCCAGGGGGAGCGUGGAGAGGAAGUGAAACAUUUGAGUGUCCCGAUGCUACUUUACAGCUCAGAUGACUGACUCUGGUCUUCUCCACUUGUACAGACGUGUCUAUGCGACACUCAUCGUGUGUCUGCAUCGCAAACCUUUUUCAUCUUCAAUAAGCUAAAAGUCCUCACACACACGAGCACACUCCACUCCUUUGGUUUGACGUCGCCUUGAUGGAAUUGCAGCUGCACAAGCAGGUUUAAACCCCACACCCUCCUUGUGGUCCUAGCACUGACUAGUGACACUUUACUAGUCCUGACUAGUUAGUAGUACGCCACUGAGGGGUUCAACUCUUUGCACUUCCAUUUUUUUCUUCUGCGCAUCGCCACCUACUUUCAAGUGGGAUGGCUUGUUGCCAUGGAUACCAGCCACUGCUACAAUAAGUGACUCAUCUAUUUCAAGUCCCUCACACUUUUUGCUUUCUAGCUUGACCCAAGUCCAGGGAAAGAUUGUUCUCUUGCUUUUCCUUCGCUGAUCUCUUCAUCCACUUGAGCUAGCCUACUACUACUAAAACUACAAUAUUACUACUAGUAAUACUUGCACUGGGGCCACUUUUAGACAAUAGCGGCAAUGGUGAACAGACCUGAUUCCCAUUUGCACCCCUCCAUCCUCGCAGUUGUGCAGGUGCUUUCCGAAGCGUAGGUUAAAAAGGUUUGGUAAUUUUGGCACAAACAAGCAGCAGGAAGUUGUUCUUUCUUGAGAGCGGAGGUGUGUGUCGGCGUGUAAACAAAACAGGACGAGUUGUCGCACCGAUGCAGAGACACUUUGGAGCCACAUGAAAUGUUGCCGUUGUCAGCAGACACGGGUCCUGUACUUGCCCCUCGCCCCUGCAUCAUUGACACUAUUCUCUGCUCAACUCGCAACAAAAAUUAGCUCUACUGACUGGUUUUAAAGCACUAUCACUUUGUCAUUUGAAGACAUUGUCAACUGUUCUUUGCUGUCUUUAUUCAUGUUUUGAAUCUCCCAGCCAGCCCCUCUGCUUAGGAGUGCGUCACAGUGCGUUAUUAACCAUUUGCUAAAUGUUUAUAUUAGGGCGGCAUGACUCACAGUAUCCGUGCUUUUGCCUUUAAACUGCCAUCGUCACGCUGUCGCGUCAUGUUGGACAGCUUCAGUCCAGCUGUUCCCACCAAGCUCAUCUGUCUUCCAGUAACACACAGCAGACUAACUGGGAGGAAAAAAGGUUUUUACAGCACGUGUGUGUGGUGGUGGUGGUGGGUGGGGUUGUAUCUAGGGGGUUGACAGUUAUGGACAGUUUUUGUUGCAGUUAGAUGCCGGCUAGACCUUUGAGUCUUAUUUUGAGCAGCUAAACUGCUGUAAUAAUCUCGCAAGAAAAUGGCAAACAAGGCUCUUUGUUGCCUUCGGGCCCCAUGGGAAAUUGCAGAUGUUGUAUUUAGGUGUCAUCUGCUGCAUGGAAAUGUGACGGCGCUGCUUUCAUGCGGCGUCUUCUGAUGUGCCCCGCCGCCUCCGCACGCCGUCCCCAUGAUUCACUCCUGCUAAAUAAUAGAUGCUCUUCUCAUAGAUCUCAGGAGGGCCUCCAUCAGUGUGCUGCAGCUCCUCCUCGCUCCUCUUUCAUCCUUUCACUCCUCAGCAUCUGCCUCUUCUCUCUCUCGCUCUCGCUCGCUCUGUCUCUCUCUCUCUCUCUCUCUCUCUCUCUCUCUCUCUCGCUCGCUCGCUCGCUCGCUCGCUCACUGCCAUGUUUCCCGCUAUUCCGCUUGUUGUUCUCGCUUCUUUUUUCCACCAGGUCCAUCUGCGCUUGGAUGAUCAUGGACUCCAUGAGAGUGUUUCUGAUGCUGUACCACUUUUAAUUCCAUCUCAUCUAAUCACCACUUUAGUGAUGGGUUUUUUCCUAAAUAAUCUGGAGUGUUAAAAGGGAAAAGCUACUUUUGAUGUUUUUGAAGGAUUUGCUUGUGUUGCUCAUGCCUUCAGACACACACAUUGCUUAUUUAUAUCCCCAAAUAUUCUCCAAACUGCAGUCUUGUGGGUUGUGUGGUUCAGUUUUGGAGCUGAUUUGGCAAACGGCAAAAAAAAGAAAGAGAUCAGACCAUUUUUUCCAUUGGCCUUGGUGGAGGUUUGCUCUUUGCUUCAUGUUUUCACAAAGCGUCGUCUCUCACUGUAAUCCAGUGCAGACAGCGUUCCUGGCGGCAGCACCAUAGCUUGUAGAUGUUUGUAGUGACACUCCUGUUGGGAAUGUGUUUCCUUCCUUCCUGCCAGCCAGCCACUGGUUUUCCACCGGCUGCUCUCUGACACAUGUUGAAGUUCAAGUUCUUUUAGUUGUUUUAUGUCCCGUGUGAUAGAUUUCCAAUCAGGAAUCUGGACUGAGUGUAAGAUUAUGUAAACUACAACAGCAAAUGGCACAAGUGCUCGUGUUGCUUACUGGGGUCUUUUGCACAAAAAGGGGCUUUAAUGUAUAUCAACUUUUAUUUUUUAGGAGCCUUGUGAUUAAUUUUAUUAACUUUGCGAGCAUUGUCUCAAUUUGAGAAUGAAUUUGAGUCAGCGCUGUUGCCAAGAACUCCAGAAGAGGUUUCCUCUCUGAUGGCCAGGAAAGUGUUGUCGUUGCUGACUCGUGGACGCCAAACAUUUUGUUUGUGAUCUUCAACAUCUUCCUCUCUUUGUGUAGGGACAGUUUGUUUUCAAAAUGAUUUUCUUCACAAGGGGAGAAAGAAGGAAGAUUCAGGAUGCUCUGUGCUUUGGCCUGUUGGGCUGGUAAAGCAGCAGUGUUAUGAGAUUUAUAACAGAGUGAAAACACUAUUUUUGGGCCCAAAGCUGCUGAGGUGUGAAUGUGAUUGUGCGUGUCUGAGAAAUAAGAUGAAAUGUUUGUUUUCCUUUUUCUUUUUUUUUUUUAAAUUAUUGAUUGUACAGUUUUAAUGCCGUGACUGUUUGAAGAGAGACUUUUUCACAAUAAAACCAUUGAAUGUUAA